AUGCAAGCAAAGGUUGUUAUUGAUACAAAUAAACAAAUUAUGACAAUUAAACAAAAUAAUGAAACUGAUGUUAUCCUAAUCAUGUGCUUUUCCAAGAUUGAUCCAAAAGUAUUUACUCCUAUAGAUUUUGUUAAAGAAAAACAUGAUGAUUUAGAACUUGAAGAAAUAUACAAAAACUCACAACACUAUCUGAACGUAUCCUUUGAUAACAAUAUAACAACCAUCAACAGAGAAGAUUGUUUAUAUUGUAAAGUAUUGUAUCAAGAUCUACAGGAAUAUCAAAUAGCUGUUUCAAUUAAUAAAGCACAAAUUGAAGCAAGUGAUAAAUUGGUAGAAAUAUCAAAAGGAAAAGAAACACCAAUAGGAAACUUAACAAAAGAUCAGCAGCAGUAG
Messenger RNA from Funneliformis mosseae, 393 nucleotides. The record is from the annotation of a GenBank genome assembly. NCBI's taxonomy places the organism in Eukaryota, Fungi, Glomeromycota, Glomeromycetes, Glomerales, Glomeraceae.